Messenger RNA from Capsaspora owczarzaki ATCC 30864, 2405 nucleotides. RefSeq lists its product as hypothetical. Bases 25 to 2274 code for a protein of 749 amino acids. Gene Ontology annotation, biological process: peptidyl-arginine methylation. NCBI's taxonomy places the organism in Eukaryota, Filasterea, Ministeriida, Capsasporidae. The record is from RefSeq and is a predicted model, not a curated record. The transcript is spliced from 2 exons. Gene Ontology annotation, molecular function: protein-arginine omega-N monomethyltransferase activity.
AUUUUUUUUUUUCAAUCUACAGAAAUGAGUGCAGGCGGGAAGAAGGCGCGCGCAGUCGAUCCGAGCGACUUGGACAACGACGACGAGCACCAGGAAGAGCUCGGCCAGGCGUCGUUUGCAGACAUGCUGCUCGACAUUGAACGAAACAACUUGUACGACGCGGCCAUCAAGCGGACGAUCGCAACGCGACUCGCAGCAGGACUACCGCCGCCGGUCGUGCUGGAUAUUGGCACUGGAACAGGCCUCCUUGCAAUGAUGGCAGUGCGGGCGGGAGCACAGCGCGUCGUCGCGUGCGAGGUCUUCAAGCCAAUGGCUGCCGUCGCCAAACUCAUCGCGCGAGAGAACGGCAUGGGUGACAAGAUUAGCGUCUUUGGCAAGCACUCGACAGACCUCAAGCUGUCCAACAAGGCCGACAUGCUCAUCACGGAGAUUUUCGACACAGAGCUCAUUGGCGAAGGCAUUCUCGCCGCGCUCGAGCACGCUCAGCAAAAGCUCCUCAAGCCGCAGCAAACACCGCUGCUGCAACAGGACCAGCCUGCUCGGUUUGAUGUUGUUCCUGGAAGCGCAACCAUGGUUGGCCAGCUCGUGCACUGCCCUGCGCUGGAAAAGUGGUCGCACUACCCGCUGAAGAGCUCGGCCCCGCAUUCUUCUUCCACGCCACAGUCAGCAGAGCCGCUGCCGCCGCAAAAGUUCAGCGACUGGACGUUUGCUGCAGACCAAUCGCGGCAUGAUGUCUGCCCGAGCAUCACUCUGCCGCACUCGACACAGCUUGACAGGUUGGCCGACAACAUCACUGCGGUCUCUCCGCCGUUCGCCUUGAUUGAGUUUGAUUUCACCCGACCCGUCGUGUUUGGCGCCCAUGGCGUGCGCAAGAACGCAGUGCAGGUGGCGCUUCACGCCGACGUGCCCGAAGACAAGCGCGAGUGUCACGCCUUGGUUGUGUGGUGGGUGCUCCACUUGGACAGCGAAACGCACUUGUCGACAGCACCCUGCUGGAUUCCGCACACGUCCACCGAGCCGCGGCAGUGGCGUGAUCACUGGAUGCAAAACGCCUAUGUCCUCCCACGAGGGCGGCCACGGCUGUUUGCCCCAGGUUCGCUCGUGACCGUCGAAGUAUCCCACGACUUGUAUGCCAUCCACUGCCACGUUUCGGCUGGCGCAGUGCAAUCCCAAGAACCUGAUCGACCGCUCUCUGGUGGCACGAGCUGCACCUGCGACGCGCACAAUCUCUGCGGCCGAGAGCAACUCUGGCUGUAUAACGACACGGAAAAGAUGGGCACUGUGUGGCGAUGGAUUGACUCGGCCAUCAGCCGGUGCCCCGAGACAGUUCGAGCGGUGGCGCUCGGUGACAUGCCCCAUGUAGCAGGCAUGAUUGCCUCGACUGCCCUGCGAGCAAACAAAACCGUGGGGCAAGUCCAGGUUGUGUCCCUCGCUCCACACCAGUCUGCCAUCCCUUCGCCCUCGGCUGUGGCUCGUCAGGUCUUGUUUGCCAACCAGGUCGGGGACGUGGUUUCCAUCCAGGCAUCGGAAGACACGGUGAAUGCGUUUGUGGAAAAUCCUGUUUUUGUUCCCGCCUCAUUGCAGGACAGGUCUGGCACAGCCCCACCGCCCUCAGAUAGUGCCCGUCGCGUACAAUGGUACGAAGGCGAAGUGGAUGUUGUCGCUGGCAUCCCAUACUACUCGGAUAUCUGCAUUCCACACGAGACGCUCUUCCGCUUCCGAAACGAACUGCGCGAGCUUGCACCGCUGCUCAGUCCGACUGCACGCGUCCUGCCUCAAGUGGGUCGCUUGAUGGCUGUGGUUGUUCAGCUGGACGAGCUGUGGAAGAGCCACGGCGAGAUCAACGGCGCCAGCGGAUUUACCAUGGCGGCGCUCAAAUCCGUUCGCCAAGCCUCGUCCAAGGGCGAGUACGUGUACAACAUGCACGAGUACGGCUUUGUUGCGCUAUCGCAGCCCCAGUGUCUGAUGCGGGUGGACUUCCAGGCUGUCGUCGGCGCGGCCGCUUCCGAUACGACGUCCUCCUCUCCUGUUCAGCACCAGUGCCAGCUCAAUGUCGACAAGGCUGGUGUGGCGCAUGCCAUCCUGACUUGGCUCGAGUAUGGCGUUGACAACGUUGGCGACAUUCAGUUCAGUCCACUCGUGUCCACGCCGCAUUGCUACGUCUCGAGCUUGCGCUUUAUUGACGCCUUCCCAUCCGUCACCGCAUCGUCGAUUCUAACUGUUAGCGCAGCUGAAGAGCGUGAUAAUCUUGAAUUUGCAAUGUCCUGGAACUGAGCAUAAAGGAGCUAGAGCAAAAUCCGUUUUGUGUGUUCAUUGUUCCACUUCCACUGGCAUCUAAUGUAGUAGCACACGCGGGUUUUGUUUUGUUUCAUUUUUCUAUUUGUUCUAGUAUACACUUUCCACUC